Diplodia corticola is the source of this 945-nucleotide messenger RNA. RefSeq lists its product as uncharacterized. Bases 1 to 945 code for a protein of 314 amino acids. The record is from RefSeq and is a predicted model, not a curated record. Lineage: Eukaryota; Fungi; Ascomycota; Dothideomycetes; Botryosphaeriales; Botryosphaeriaceae. The transcript has a single exon.
AUGGCUCCCCCCACCAAGCGAAGCUACGCAUCCAUCGCUCUGGAAGUCAUUCGCAACUUCUUCAACGGCAACCCUGCGGGACUGCUUACUACAGGAUAUGCAUGCUAUAUCCGUCGGUCCGACUACAGCGAGCUUCAACGCCUUCUGGAAGACGACCCUGAGUUACAAGACUUCGCUUUCCGCAAGCUCCGGCUCAUCUACAGACCAAGCAGCAGGAAGCUUUCGUACGACCUCAUCAGCUCUGUCCACGAGACAAUUUGCCUGCAACUGAACAAGAGCAUGCACAAUCAACUAUCAGCCAUCGAGAGGAAAUGGAAAUUGCCCGACAUCAAUGGCAAGCCUCACCUGAACCUGGCGAAGCUGAUUGUACCCCACAGCAUCACGCCAAUCAUACAGGGGGAGCAUCCGAGGAAGAAGAAGUCGCCAGACGCGAACUUGCUGUUCUACGCUUGGGACCCACCCCAGUCUUGCUUCGCUCUCGAGGUCGCUAGCUCUCAACGAUAUGAGCACGUAAAGAGCACGGUCAUGAAUUCCAUGGAAGAGACCGGUGGCAGGCCUGGAUUAGUCCUGGUCAUCACCACCAACUACAACAGACCGAAGGCGAAGACGACUGACAACACGACCAUAUUCUCCCUCUUCCAGACAUACGAUAAGACACAGACCGACGGGUCAGUCAGUCGCAUGAUAGGCUACAAGAAGCGGAAGCAGGUCAUCUGCGAGUCAAGCGGCAAGCCCAGCGACGGCGUCAUCUCAUUCACCGUCAAAGAGAUGCUGGGUCCGGCCAACAAAAACAUCUAUCAACCCAAACUUGAUUCGAAUAAUCCUAUCGUCGCCACAAACACGGCAAAGCUUCUUGAUGAGAAGAUCACGUUCACAUAUGCCGACAUCGCGAACUGGAGGAAGAAAGGUGAGAAGCUGUCACGUAGGAACAAGGACUCCCUCUGA